Molecule: messenger RNA, 642 nt
Organism: Miscanthus lutarioriparius
Lineage: Eukaryota; Viridiplantae; Streptophyta; Magnoliopsida; Poales; Poaceae
Source: the annotation of a GenBank genome assembly
AUGAGACAGGAGGCGGCAACCAGCAAAGUGGUGACCCAGGAGGACGCCCUGCACCACCGCAAGGAGCCGCCCCCCUGCCGCCAGGACGAUCCGCCAGCACUGGCUUCGUCGCUGUCAUCGCCGUCGUCACUGUCAGAGGACGAUGGCGACGCCAUGCCGCAGCCAUCUUCUUUAUACGCGGUCUUGCUGCGCCGGGAGGGCGAGCCGGCGUCCGCGGCAGCGGGGGAGGAGCUGCUGCUGGUACCACCGCUCAACUUCGCCAUGGUGGACCACGGCGUGUACCGCUCCGGAUUCCCGGACGUCUCCAACCUUCCGUUCCUUGAGACCCUCCGACUCCGCUCCGUCCUGUGUCUGUGCCCUGAGCCGUAUCGGGAGGCUAACCUGGAGUUCCUCCGUGCCCACGGGAUCAAGCUCUUCCAGUUCGGAAUCGACGGCUCCAAGGAGCCGUUUGUGAACAUACCAGAAGAUAGAAUCCGUGAAGCUCUAAAAGUUAUUCUAGAUGCAAGGAACCAUCCGGUUCUUAUUCACUGCAAGCGAGGAAAGCGUUUUGCUGCUGCCAAAACAAGAGUUUCUGAUCUUCGAUUCAUGGAGCUAUUUGAUGUAUCUAGCAUAAAGCAUUUGCCAGCAUCGUUCCCAUGCUAA